Messenger RNA from Struthio camelus australis, 2841 nucleotides. NCBI's taxonomy places the organism in Eukaryota, Metazoa, Chordata, Aves, Struthioniformes, Struthionidae. The record is from RefSeq and is a predicted model, not a curated record.
AGGCGGUCCGGCUCGCCUCUGCUUGUGCUUCGUGGAGUUGGGUCCCGUCGGCCCGGCCGGUGUCUUGCUCUAGUAGCUGGGGAGGAGGGGGUUGCGCUGUUGUCUCGAGCAUGUCAGCACGGCUUAGGCAGCUGUGGCUCGCGUGUGUGCUGCUGGUCCAGGGCAAAUGGCAGAACUAAACCCGAGCAGCUAACCUGUUGUGGGACUCUGCUCUCGUCGAGAUCCAUUCAUAGGGUCGCUUGCCCAGUCUACCGGCAACGGUAGCUUCUUCACACGUUCUGAAUUGAUGUUAGUGGUGCCGGCACUGCGGGAUUGGUGUUGGCAUUGUCCGGAGAGCUCUUGUAGUCAUCAUUUGUUGUUGUCUUUUCUUUUAAUUUCUGAUAAGCAACGUUGAGAGGUUUCUUUAAAGUAAUUUCAAAGUUAAAUGGUGAUUUUUAAUUGUUUGAUUUGUUUUCUGUUCCUAGAUCACCUUUUAUGAACUGAUGGUGUUGAAGAGGAAACUGAAUGAAUGGAACAGUUAGGGCAGAUAGGAAGCUUGCCCUUCAUGCUCUUGGUUUACUAUAGGACACAAAUAAUAAUCUAUUUCUGAAGUGACCUGGAAUCAUUGGAGCUGUGUGUGCUGAGGAACAGCUUCUUCCUCUUUGAAGCUGCGAGGGCACAAUGAUGGAUAACCGUUUUGCUACAGCAUUAGUAAUUGCCUGUGUUCUCAGCCUAAUCUCCACCAUCUAUAUGGCAGCUUCCAUCGGCACUGAUUUUUGGUACGAGUAUCACACCCUGUCUCCAGCUGAGAAUGUUAGUGAAGCUGGCAAAAGCAUCUGGGAAGAAUUCGUCAGCGAAGAGGCAGAUGAGAAGACCUAUACAGAUGCACUCUUCCGGUGCAAUGGCACAGUUGGAUUGUGGCGGAGGUGUAUCACUGUACCCAAGAACUCUCACUGGUACAGCCCACCAGAAAAUGAUAUGACCACAAAUUGCAUCAGUUUUUCCCUCUCUGAUCAGUUCAUGGAAAAGUACAUAGAACCUGGAAACCACAAUAGUGGCACAGAUCUGAAUCGGACUUAUCUCUGGAGGUUGCAGUUUCUCUUGCCCUUUGUUAGCCUUGGCCUCAUGUGCUUUGGGGCUCUGAUUGGGCUCUGUGCUUGUGCCUGUCGCAGCCUUUACCCUGCCAUUGCCACUGGAGUCCUCCAUUUCCUUGCAGGGCUUUGUACACUGGGCCUCGUUGGCUGCUAUGUAGCUGGGAUUGAGCUGCUCCACAAGAAGCUGCCCCUGCCUGAUGAUGUGAGGGGUGAAUUCGGCUGGUCCUUCUGCCUAGCUUGUGUCUCGGCACCUUUACAAUUUAUGGCAGCUGCUCUUUUCAUCUGGGCAGCUCGCACCAACAGGAAAGAAUUCACUCUUCUGAAAGCGUACCGUGUAGCAUAAGUGCUACCACCUAAGUAUUAGGUUUCCAUGUUAUAGCCUCUUCUUUCCCCACCCCUUACCACUUUUGUUUCUUCUUUUAGUGAGAAUUUUACCUUGUUACUGCAUGCUUCUUGCCAGUUGAGACAGUAUAGCCUGCAGGCCCUGAAGAAAGAGACUUCUGGGCUAAAUGAGCAAACUGUGCCAGGAGUCUGCAGAAUUGAAUAGUGUUUUUUUUUUUUUUUAACAUUUUUUAAUACUUUUUUUUUUUUGAACUUCAUUUGGUUAUUGAAUAUGCCUUUUUAGGCAUUCAUGCCCCUUCCUAAUUUUAUUAUCCUGUCAGCCUGGAGGAAAUAGAAGAGGCAUUGUGAGGUGGAAGAGGCAUAGGAGGAGAAAAGAUGUAGGUAAGCAAGAAUAGGAACUGCAGUGCACAAUUAAUAAAUAAUCCGGCAUUGUCUGCUAAGUGACCUCACAGGCACCCCACAAAGAGCACACAAGAGGCAUGAGUGAACAUAGAAACCUCUGCAAUGGAAACGCUGUAGCUACGUCAGUGCUGUAGCUUAGCUUUGAAUCUCUUAGUCUCACUCCUUUGCCACUUUCUGUGGCUUCUGCCAAGACUGAAAUAAGUAAAACAGCUGCUUGUGGCAGUGUGUGCACAGCACACAUCCUGAACACAGAUUCUGUGCUUGCUUUUGCCAAGCAGCAGGAUAAAUUGGCGUGGGUGGAGCUUUGUGCUAGAGCUGCACUGCUUCCAGGACGCAGGCUAGUUUGGUAUCUGCAAUGCCAGUGAGUGUGCUCUAUGAUCUUAACUUGUGGUGCUUUUGCUUGCUGUGAAUAAGGCUUUCCUCUCCCUUGUUUUGUUGGAAACAGCUCCUCACAACUUUUUAUUUUUAAUUUGGUUUAGUGUGAGUGUAUAUGUAUAUAAAUUAACUUUUGUAAAGCUCACAUAUUUAUCCUAUGUAGCAUACCACAGGGUUGUGUUUUUCUUUUAUAAAAAGAUGCUGCUCUCUUCCCACUUUGCCCCAGACCUGUUGUUGAAAUGAAAUAAAAAGAGAGCAAAAGCUCAAAAAUUGUAUCAGUGUUGCAUGAAUUGGGAGGAUUAGGGAAUGGUCUGAAAUGAAUUUUACUCGAGGAAAGAAAAGCCAGUGUUUGUACAAAUUUUACUUGGGGAAAGAAAAGCCAGUGUCUAGAAAAUGUCUUUUUCUGUCUUCAGGGAAAUGUGACCAGAAACAGGAUGUUUGAUCAGAUUUGUUACUAAACCUUUCAACUCCUGCCAACUUUACAUUUUCCCCUGAUCAUUGUUGGGAGUGGGGGGUACAAAGCUUCAUAAUUCCUAAUUAGCUCACAACCUCUGCAUGUGUCUCUUCUAUACCACUGCAGGUCUGCCCAGACUGGGUAGCAUGUCUUAUUAAGAAAACAGUGUUGUAAAACUAAACUGUGUAGUUCUGA